GGCAGUACUCUAUAUUUAUUCAUUUAAUCGUACUAUCUACCCCACCCUACAAGCUCCUCUCCUCAGAAAGAAGAUCAUUUUUAGUAACCACCACCUCACCAACAACAAAGUGAUGCUUGAGAUCGCCACCAGAACAUGACAUAUGGCCACCAACUACCAUCAUACGUAAGCGGCAGUGACCAUAUAUAAAUAUGAUGAUGGUGGUCGGGUGGUCGUGAUGAGUGGUGGGCGAUGCCUGACCGCCGCCCCCCGGCCACACCAAAAAAGAUAGGAAAUAACGUGCGGUAGAAAUCAUCAUAGGGUUUUAUGUAACCUAGGAAAUCUCUGCAAACAAUGACGUAGGGGUCGACAUCAGUCACCUGUCACAUCCUCGUCAUGCGUCAUGCGUUUUCAGUUUCCAGUUUCCAACGAGCUUGUGGUCUUGUGCUCCCCCGACAGCGGGAACCAACUUCGAUCAUCGAGCGCUAUUAGCAGACGAUUAUUAGGGCAGCAGGGAACAAGAGAUGACAUCUGUCAGGUCUGUCGGAGUAAUAAAUGGCAGUUUGCGUUUCGCUGCAGUAUAUAAUAAGUAAGGAUGCGAGCAUUCUCCCGCAGACUGGUCGAUUACUAUCGUCGACAUUCCUCACCUACAUAUCUAUUAUCCACAAGCUAGAAUCACACAAAGUUCAGAAGCAUGUACAUCCCCAACGUUCAAAACGUCAUUGCUGCGGGUCUCGCUCUCACCGGUGCUUACACAAGCACCGUGUCAUCUGGUAAAAUUCUAGACUAUGCCGUAGAAAAGUGCAUCGACAAAGAGGGCAAUCAUCGAUGCUCCAAACCUUUCCCCGUUACCAAGUCAACCUGUUAUGAAAUCAAGUGGACCACCGACGGCAAAAUCUCUCACACCACUGCCGAAGUCAGAGAUGCCGGAAGCAACGAAAUUGUGUUUUACCGAGACACCAAUGGCGAAUGGACCCCUGAAAAGAACGAGCUCGUCUACGUCGAUUUUAAACCCAAAGUAUGGGGACAGGGCAACAACACUGUCGAGUAUGAGGUUAUAACCUGCAAGUAAUUUUGAUCGGUUAGUGGAAUGUGCCAAGGAGAGCAGAAGCAUGUAUAAAG
Messenger RNA from Cryptococcus deneoformans JEC21, 1101 nucleotides. RefSeq names its product expressed protein. The record is from RefSeq and is a predicted model, not a curated record. Bases 674 to 1051 code for a protein of 125 amino acids. NCBI's taxonomy places the organism in Eukaryota, Fungi, Basidiomycota, Tremellomycetes, Tremellales, Cryptococcaceae. The transcript has 3 exons.